AUGCAUCCUUGGAAACCAGAAUAUAGUUUAGGCAUGUGGAGGUAAGUCGAAACCAUGUUUUGGUUUCGUAUAAUUCUCCGUAGAGCCCCCCCCUCCCCCCCCCCCAGAAUAAAAUGCAGGGCCUUAUACUGGAUAGAGACCUGCGGGAACAACUUUUUUUGGUUUUCGUUCCCGUGUUCCCGUUCUCAUAUUGAAAACUUUUGUUCCCGAUCCCGUAUUCCCGUUCCCGUAAUGCUUUGAGAAUAGCUACAAUGAUUUCCUUAUUCACAUUCAUCAACACUACUCUACUUGAUACUAGCUUUUAGCGACAUUAUGUUUCUCACAAUACAAGAUUGCGUAUAUUAACAGUAAAUUUCUGAUUGAAGGCUCAUAAACCUAUGGAAACUUGAAAAUUGAAAUUUCAGUUGAAACUUGUAGCUUGAAGUUUCAAUUGAAUUUAAGUUUCAAGCUCGACAUAUACACGUUGAUUACGUGAUUUUUAAUAGUUUUGUGUAGUUUGCUAUAUUUACGUAGAAUAGUGGAAGUUUCGUAUUUUAACACAUUUGGAUAGAGCAUCGACUACUCUAUCGAACCAUAUAAUUUACAUUUUAUUUUCUCUGGCUCUAGACCAAAAAAUUGGAAUAUCUCAAAGAGGUAUGAAAAAGUAUUUUUAAAGGUUGUUAACAUUAUUUUUAAUAGUUAUUUUGCUCAUAUAUAUAAACGGAAACAAAGUACAAUUAUGAACGACGUUUCAUAUGAGAGCCUUGAGCUAUCUGUAAAAAAGUUAGCAUAUAUCGACUUUUAGCGCUACCAGCAGAUUGCCAAAAAGAUAUAGGUUGAUCACAUUAUUUUUAAUAGUUUUGUGUAGCUUGCUGUAUUCAUAUAAAACAUGAAAAGUUUCUUAUUUUGAUACAGUUAGAUAGAGCAUUGGCUGCUCUAUCGAACCAUAUGGUUUACAUUUUAUCUCUUUUGGUUCUAGUCCAAACGAUUGAUAAAUCUCAAAAGCAGUCAAGAAAAAUUUUUUAAGGAAGCAAGUUUCAGAUGAUGGCUAGGAGUGGAUAAAUAGCCAUGUUUUGUAUCUUUUUGCAUGCUUUAUUGAAACAAAAGAUACCAGAAGAUGCAGCAUGAAAAGCUGUACAAUCCACAUAAGAACGCUUGUUUUAUACUUUUAGUUUAUGUUUUCAAAAUGGGCAAAAUUUUGAGCGUCCAAACUUCGACCGUCCGAAACUUCGUCCGACAGCAUCUUUUUCUUUUAAUUUCUUUUCAACAAUUUCAAUAAGCUUUGCUAUCUAAAUUGUAGAGCUUUUCAUGCUGCAUCUUUUGGUAUGUAUUGCUUUUUUUUACGAAGAUAUAUUAGGUGAUAAAAAUAUGAAAUUAAAUAAACGAAUAUUUGUUCAUGUAAAAAAGCAUGAUUUUUUUUGCGAUGGCGAAAGUUGGUCGCACCAGAUUUUGAUUUACUGAACAGAAAAGAUGUACAAUUAAAAUAAGAUUUACCAUGUAGAUUGUAGAGCUUUUCAUGCUGCAUCUUCUGGUAUAUUUUGUUUUUAAUAAAACAUGCAAAAAGAUACAAGACAUGGCUAUUUAUCCACUCCUAGCCAUCAUCUGAAACUUGCUUCCUUAAAACAUUUUGUGGAACUCACGUAUAUUUUCGAAGAAAAUAGUGAGUGUAAGUUUUAAGUUCGAGGUUUUGCGGCUCCCCCCCGCCCCC
This is a messenger RNA of Rotaria sp. Silwood1, 1687 nucleotides long. Lineage: Eukaryota; Metazoa; Rotifera; Eurotatoria; Philodinida; Philodinidae. The record is from the annotation of a GenBank genome assembly.